AGUGCUAACUGUUUUUGCAACAAAUGGCAAAGGAAUUUGAAACUGUCCGUCUUAGAAGGAAUUGCAAUAUUACAACUCUUUGUACUUUAACUUUUCUGGUGAUAGUUAUUUCAUAUCUGCCAAAAGAGGUGCAAGGGAACCAUGCGCCACAACCAAUACCGAGAAACACUAACGGCAACAGAGGACGAAAUCUGAGACCGGAAACUGUUCCAUCAUCUCAGCGCAGGCGUGGUAUUCAGCAACAGCAACAUGUUGUUUCUCGUGGUACGAGUUCAAAUAUCAAUGACAGAAAUGGCAGGAGGUUUCCAAUGCCGAACACUCGUGUUUCACCACAGCAACGGGUGACGGCGUCUCGUCAUUCUGGACAGAGGCCGAGUCCAAAUAACCCAAGGACAAGAACAAUACAAAGGACAACCAAUGCUAGGUCGUCUUUACGGGACGGCAGGCGGACGCUGAACGCCCGUAGAAUUAGCAACAGAGUUUCCUCCAACGGACGUCUUCAACCUGGAAGUGACCCUAAUGGACGCGUUAGACCAUUGGAAAAUGCUGAGGCAAAUCAACAACUCAACGACAGGGGAAAUACAGACUUGUUUCCAUCAUCUAUCAAUCAAUUCAUCAACAAACUGCGCGAGAGAAUUCCAAAUAUAGGACUCGGCCUUGGUGUACACAUAGAGGAUCCUAAUUCAAGACGAUCAAGUUCUUCUCGAUCUAGGAUUUCAACUUCUCGAUCUAGUUCUGGAUCGAGUUCCGUCAUGAACGCCAUAAGCAAUAUCGGGAGCUUAUUUAACAGAGGAAGAAAUUCUGCUCCUUCUAUUCCGUCUCCCACACCCUCGUCUCGUUCACAAUCAUCGUCUUUCUCUAGAAGUGACAACUCUUUGGGUUCAAAUAACAGAGGGCAAAGACCUUCACCAGCAUCAAUUCAUCGACAAUCGCAGUUUUCCUUAACAAAUCAAUCACCCGUAAAAGGUUCGGUCAAUCCAGGUAUACAGAACAAUGGUCAUUUAUUUGAUUCUGGAUUCAUGCAAUCAUCAUCAAAUGCUGUCAAUGUCAAUCCUAUUCCUCAACCUGUCAUGCAGCAACAAAAUGUUGCACAUAAAUCUUUAUUUGGAUUUCCACAAGAAUCAGUUGUCAACCAGAAGCCAAUACAGCCAACAUUUUCACUCCAACAGCAACAAAUCCAACAACAUCAAAUGACAGGAAAUCAGAUCAAUAGCUUCAGCCAUCAAGGACGGGUUCAGCCACAGCAAGUGGCAAUCAACAGUAUGGUUCAACGACCACAACAAUCCUCAAGCAUGGUACUACAACCAGUUUCACAACAAACUCAAACUUUAUUUGGACAGCCACCUCAAAAUGUACAUUCUGUCAAUCAAAAUCCACUCCAACUUGGUGGGAGUCAAAACGUUUUAAUGCAACAGCAAACAGCACCUAAAUCAGGAACAGUGGUCCAACCUAUGUCAGCACAAUCCGUGAACACAAACAGUUUCCAUUUCCUGGGUAAUCAACAAAACACUGCAGUUAGAAGACCAGUACUGCCAACUCCAGCACCAUUGAUGACACAGGCAAUACAGACAAACGGGCAAACAAUUAUCAAUGGAGCAGGUGGAGUUUUCCAGGCACCGCAGUCAGUGUUGCAAAUGUCAUUCAAUGCGCACCCCACUCCAACGAAUACACAAGUGUUGAAAGCUCAACAGAAUGUUGGUGUCGCUGGACCGCAAGUUCAUGGACAGUUUGUUGGCGUCCAAGGGCAAAUAUUCCAGUUGAAACCAUCAAGCCAACAUACUUAUCAAGUUGUAAACGGCCAAUUAGUACCAGUUCAGCAAUCUUUUCAACUGGUUCCAACUGGUCAAACAGUGGCACCAAGACAGCAACACCAACAGCAAAUAUCAAUUCAAAAUGGUCAAAUUCAGAUGGCAGCAUUUGAAACAAACACAGCAAGUGUCAUUCGAAAGUCUCAAAAUUCGCAACCCCCUACAAAGGUUCCUUUCUCUUUUGGUCUCUUUUCCAGCAAUACAAACACAAAGAUGUCAAAUCUGACUUCUCAAGCUAAACAGCUGGUGGAGCAGAAUGCUCAUAUCGAAUUACAAAACCAGUUAUUGCAACAGUUGUUGAUUGAGCAGGUGCUCAACAGUCACGGAGUCAAUGCCACGGGGUCCCCUGCGUCUUCAAAUUCCUCGAUCCUUACCAACUCCGUUGCUAUUUCAAACAAAGGGAAAGAGAGUCCCGCUUCUGUAGCCUUUAACUGGCGCGAAGGAACUGCUGUCAACGCUUCAAAGACAGGUAUUAGACGUGUCAUUCACGGACAGAGGAAUCCGGGUGGAGUAAAAGUAAUCAGCCUUAGAGCAGCCAACACGGUUAGCCCCUUCAACAGGUCAAAGACGAGAGUGACAAAUUCUCCAUAUCAAGGAGGAAUAGCUCGACACUCAGCAAAUAUGAAUAUUGCCGUUACAAACUCGCCUCCAUCACAAGCAACGUUUGAUCCAGAAGUACUACCACAGUACAGGAACUCUACAAAUGCUACAUUACGAAGCAUGGAUCGUACUGACAGACUAAAUACAACGGAUAUUCCCGAGGAGAUUGAGGUUAACGGGAUAUCUUUGGACAGUCCAGCAGAUCGAAACGUAGUAGGCACUCCUCAUCCGCUGGAUAAUUAUGUUCAUGGCGUUCAUGGUCAUAACAACAUGGGAACCCGCCCGGUUACCCCUGCAACUGCAUUUGGAACUCGAAAGAAUGAAAAGUUUAGUAAACUAGAUCGAACAGAUCGACUUAACACCACAGACAUACCAGAGGAGAUAGAAGUGAAUGGGCAAUCCUUGGAUAGUCCUGCUGAUCGAAAUGGAAUGAAUGUGCAUCAUCCAAUGGACUAUCUUGUACAUGGAGUGACAGCAAGUGGAAUGGGCGCUCAUCAAGCUCAAGCAAGCUAUGUUAACAACCGACCAGCCCCGCCCCCAGAGGAGCCAGAGGAGAUGUUGUUUUCUGCCUCUAAACCAGGGUACAUUGAUACCACGAUUGGACUUGGAACCAACGUUAUGGACACAAAACAUUUCCGUGAUUACUCUUUAUUCCAAGCAGUUUCACAUCAAGCAUACGAUCUUAUGCAACUUCUCCAAUUCUCCUUAUCGAGGAUCCCAUCACACGUUCUACAUGGAGUUCAGUAUUGGAUGCCAAACAUUCCAUACAAUGUAUUCCGUUCUAUAAAGAACUCUGCACCUUCGUUCUAUCGAGGAUUUCAGGAUACGGUCGGCAGCAUUCCUACCUCUGUUGCUCGUGGUAUUUUGAAUCUUGUAGACAUGAUCAGACACUCAUCGGCAAAAACAACCAGACCUGUGAAAACCGUUGCGUCGAAAAUGGCUAAAGUUUUACACGAUUCUUUUACGUCACCGCGUCCACCCACAACUCAAAAUUUGUUCGAUUUUCGAAUUUUUGAUAUGAUUCAGCUUACCACAACCCCGGCUUUGCCCGCCUCAACACCAUCACCUGUGCAACAAUCCGCUAAAACUCUAGCGAAGCUUAUGAAUUUGGUAAAACUUUUGAUCCACGAACCGUCUACUACCACCAAGGCGCCUUUGCCCGCAGUGAAUGCAACACUAAAAUCAAAUGCCGCACGUGUGAUAAAUACCAAUGAAAUCAAAAUAUCACACAAAAAUGUGUCUCAUGCUACCGCUACAAAGGUGACAAAAACUAUUGUGUCUAAAAAAGCUGUAUCCCCUAAAACUACCGUGAAAAAUGCGCCUAAACGGUUACCGCCAACUCCAUCUCAAAACAAGCAGCAAGUUAUUCAGAAACAGAGUGGAAAGCAACACCAGGUGAUGAGAAAACAGAUGGAGAGGCAAAAUAUCAAAAGAGCAAGAACACAAUUCCAAGAUCGGCGACUUCCACCCACACCACCACAAAACGGACAGGAACAGCAUGGACCAUCUUUUCCUGGAUCCCGAAUUCGAUUACCCCCAACACCAGCCCAAGAUCGUCCUCAAGUAUACAGGGGGAAUUCCGUAAUUCCAACUCAAAAUGUUGUCGGGAAUGCAAGAGGACAAACGUUUCUGAACAAAGUGGUGCAAUCUCAAUAUCAAAAUUUCCAUUUGCCAAAACAAACGUCUAAAAAACAAAAUUAUCAACAAAAGCAAAAUAACCAACAGUCCUUCACAAUAACGAAAAACGGCAUGUUUGAGAUACAAAAUAACGUCCCAGUCAAAUCCAAGACAAGAAAAAAUAAAAAGAAUUUGGAUUUAAUGGGAAUCAAAGUGAUAUCGUCAAAGCAAAAAGUACCAAAUAACCUUCCGACUCAAGUUCCUCCUAACGUCUACCCAAUAGCCAACAAUCCCCUUCCAUCUCAAGUUCCACCGGAAGUAUACCGCCACGAGAGAAUAGCUACGCCUCCUGUUUAUAGACAUCAACCAUUAGCGACACAACCAUACACCACGAAGCCUCCAUAUCAGCAAGCAUAUCCAACAUUGCCGCGCUCUCAACAACCAUUGACAACAAUACCUUCAAAUUUUGAUUACUUCCAAAACAACGCCCAGCAAAAUCCUCCCGACUACAGUUACCAAAGUAACUUCUUUGGCGAAAGUGUAACACAGCCCACACCUACUGAACCCUUGGGAAAUAAUUUCGAUUCCAAUGCGGAGUCACAGAACAUGGCGCGUCAACCGAUAGAAAACACGAUACAGUACAAGGAAUUCAGCAGUGCAAACAGGAAAGGUUUCCGUAUUUCAGAAGUGUUCGGAAGGAGGAAGUGA
Molecule: messenger RNA, 4733 nt
Organism: Ostrea edulis (European flat oyster)
Lineage: Eukaryota; Metazoa; Mollusca; Bivalvia; Ostreida; Ostreidae
Exons: 2
Coding region: 24-4733 (1569 amino acids)
Source: RefSeq, a predicted model, not a curated record